UUUUUUGUAAAGUCUUCACACGCAAUAUGGCCACUGACUAUAAUGAGCGAAUGGAGUAGGCAGAGCACCCUUCUUUUUAAUGUAAAUAACUUUAUUUCGGCAUCCCAUAUAUAAUAGAGGAAGGAAUGUUCUCAUCUUGUGUCACGUUAUCGUAGAGAGAAGUCUAAUAACGAGUGUAACGUGUGGAAAACAAGGAAUAAACGUAGCAAAUCGGUUCAGAUUGUGAAAUAACACCUUGAACAAUGUCUACAAACACCGAUACAUCUGUCGGACCUGGUGCUGAUGCAACUUUGGGACAGGACCGCCAACCCUCUUCAUCUAACCUUCCAGACUCUAACCCUCAAACUGAUGGUUCUUUGCCCGACAACCAGCAACAGCAGCCACAGGCAACACAGGAGAACCCUUCGCCCCAACCUCAACAAGCUGCUGCACCGGAAGUGGAUGCAGAGCAGGCGUUGCCUAAUAUUCCUGCCGCUCAGAACGCUAACAACGCUAGAGCCAACAAUAAUAACAACAACAACCCGCUUCUCAAUGUAAGGGAUCGUCUCUUUCAUGCCCUGUUCUUCAAGAUCGCUAUCACCUAUGCCAGAGCUUUCCCUCCUCCUGUUCGAAGAUUCUUUGAGUUUGCAAUCCUCCUUAAGGCCUUGACUGCCCUAUUUGUUCUUGCAUACAUUCACCGUACAUUCUCUCGUUCACCAAUCAACUGCCUUGCGGACUAUCGUGACAAGUGGCCGAGGGAUGGUAUCCUGAGAGUUGAAAUCGUAAGGAAUCGCAGUGAUGAAAGUCCCAUAUAUGAAGUCUCGUAUGGGAGAAGGAAAUUAGGAGGCAUGACAAAGAUUGAUGACGAUGAGAUGCAGUAUGCCAAUAUGACUAUGAUGCCACCAUACUGGGAAUACUCAGACGUCUUAAAAGCCGAUGAUGCCUUGCGUAAGCGAGAGGAAGUGAACACCGAUACCAUCCAGACCUCGUUCUUUAAUGGUCUCUCAUGGCAGACAACAAACAUCACAAUUGACAUGUCCGCCACACAAAAGCUGGAGAAAAACAUGCAGCCGUUCCGUGAGACUGUGUCAGAGUUUGAAAUGUUUACAAGAGCAGUUUGGCCAGUAGAUGAGUACAUCAUGGAAUAUUCAUUGGAGUAUGGUUUUCUAAGACUAUCAUCUGGUACGAGAGAGAGACUGGGUAUCCCUGUCAUGGUCAUUCAACUUGAUCCCACACAAGAUGAAUGCUUUGGUGAUUCCUUGAGUCGAUUCCUGCUGGAUGAAUUCCUUGGUUAUGAUGAUAUUCUCAUGUCCAGUGUGAAGAGCUUAGCAGAGUAUGAAGACAACAAAGGUUACCUGCGCAACGUUGUGACGGGAGAGCAUUACCGCUUCGUCAGCAUGUGGAUGGCUCGUUCCUCGUACAUCGCAGCUGGGUUCAUCAUGCUGAUCUUCACCAUAUCUAUCUCCAUGCUACUAAGAUACUCUCAUCAUCAGAUUUUUGUCUUCAUUGUUGACCUACUACAAAUGUUGGAGAUGAAUACAACGAUUGCAUUCCCUGCUGCUCCUCUUCUUACAGUCAUCCUCGCUCUAGUUGGUAUGGAAGCUAUCAUGUCUGAGUUCUUCAACGAUACAACCACGGCAUUCUACAUCAUUCUCAUUGUAUGGGUAGCUGAUCAAUAUGAUGCUAUCUGCUGUCAUACACAGAUCACUAAACGUCACUGGCUUAGAUUCUUUUACUUGUACCAUUUUGCAUUUUAUGCAUACCAUUAUCGCUUCAAUGGGCAGUACAGUGGCUUGGCACUCAUUACAUCCUGGCUUUUUAUUCAACACUCCAUGAUAUAUUUCUUUCACCACUAUGAGUUACCUGCCAUCUUACAGCAAGCUAGGCUUCAAGUGUUGCUACAACGCAACCAGCAUGGUGGUAUGCAUCCUCGUAUCAACAUCAAUAUCAACCUUGGAGAGAAUGCCCAGCAACCCCAGCCAGGCAACACUGAUAGACAGGAGGACAAUAACCAAGGUGGAGGUAAUACAACACCAAAUGGUACCCAACCACAACAGCAACAACAAGCUGCACAACCUGUACCGGGUGUUAAUGUGGCUGCUGUUCAACGUCCAGUGUGGCGGCAACGUCGCACGCUUUUCAGCAUGUACCUUGGGGCGUUGCUCUAUCGGCGGCCAGCAACUGCCAACGCUGCUGUAAGCCAACAAACAGAAGUGGCUACAACUGCAGCAGAGACAGCCACCUCAAACUCAGCAACUCAUGCUACAACAAAUACAGACAAUAGCCUCAAUCAGGAAUCGCCUGAGAGCAGAACUGUCACAAAUAUUAGUGAUUCAAAUCAAAACAAUGCAUCGCAAGGAGAAACUGAAAUUAGUAAUGCUUCGUUGAUGCAGAACUCACUACCGGAGACAAGCAAUCCUGUUUCAUCAAGUACGAGCCAAUCGGACUCUAGUAGACUCGAUACAUCAAAAGGAAGCAGUACAUUAGCAUCAUGUGAAAACCUUUUACCUACAACUCAAACUUUGCCAAGUAAUACACUACAAGAUUCUAUGUUAUUGGAAAGUAUAUCACAAACAUCUAAUGCUACAACUAUUAAAUCUGGUAAUGUUGAACAAUGAUAGUACUCAAUGGUGUAUAUAAAAAGCCAGCUGUAGCAUAGGUAGAUGAUAUAAUUCUGCAGAAAACCUCAGUUAUAUCUGUACUCCUUCUUUUAAAGAUUAAUAUUGGGUUUCUGCAUGAAGGUCUUACAGCUAUCAAUAAUGCAUAUCAUUAGAACCCACUUUCCUGUAAGCUGAGCAUCAUUUCAGAAAGCUUGUCAACUCUAUCAAAUGGUCAUUCUGUACCAUUGUAACAGUCAGAGACCAGAUUUUAAGAAAUUCUUAGUAUGUUUACCCUUUAAUUGAUAAAUCUGAGGUUUCCUGCAGUAUAAAUUUUAUUGAUGUUUAGGUAUGAAAUGGGCAUGUAAAUAUAUAUCUAACCAGUCAAAUUAAUUUUUCUUUGAAGCAAAUUUUGAUGAUUUGAAAUAGUAUGAUCCUCCUAAUUCUUUAUACUACAAAGAAACUGUAGAUUCUUUAUAUCAGUUUUGAGUCGUAAAGCUGCUGAUUAAAAAAGUAAAAAUGUUAAUGAAAACGUGUCAGCGCAUUUUUUUACAAAAUUGCUAAUAUUUUCGUCUCUCUUAACUUUGCAUAGUCUCUCUUGUUUUAUUUUCCGCUCUAACAAUACCUCAGAAAAAUACCAAAUAUUGUAUCACAAUUAAAAUGCGGCUUUUCUAUAUUCAGGAAUAGAUGUCUCACAUAUCACUUUAAUCAAUUAAAUUUCAUGUUAACGACUUCAGCUUAUAAUAUAUUUGCUUUGAGGCUUACAAACAUUUUUACAUUAAUUUCCUGAAAUCAAGGAGAAUUACUUAGAAGCAAGAAUUACAUACCUAGGCUUAUUUUCAGUUCUUGAGGCACCUUAUAUCAUUAUUGAUUCAAUGGCGUUUAUCUUGCCCUCAUACUCAUCAAUACUUAAAUGUUUACACCCUGUAUUAACAGUUAACGUCAGGAAUGCAGAUUAUGUAUCCUUGAUUUAAUUCUUUGGGCAGUUUCAGACCUUUAUCACCUCGCGAUUGAUCACCAAUGGUGAUCAGUUAUAUGUUAUUCCUAUAUUCCUAAGUCAUAUGUUUUCCUUCAGCAAGAAAUUCACCCACAUUGUGCUGCACUCAACCCAGGUGAGAUGAAUGGGUACCCACUAGGAAGAAAUUAUGAAUGCUCAAGUGCCCAAUCAAUGUACCGUGCUAAAGCCAGGGUAAUAAUAUCAUUAUCAUGUUGAGCAUGUCCCAUUGGGAGAACAGUUUUUUUUUUAACUUAAGUGGCUACCCUGAGUAAAAUAUGACCUUAUUUUUGUCUCGCCUGCGUAGCGGAGCGAGACAUAGGUAUCACUUAUUUCCGGCGUCGUCGUCGUCGUCAACAAUUGUGUUGUACACCCAAUAACUUUCUAUAGCUUCGAGGUGGGAUCACCAAAUUCAUACCAGAGGUCCAUCUCCUGAAGGCACAGGUCAAGUUCGAAUAUGAGUCCAAUUGGAAUAAGGUCAAAGGUCAAUGAACUUUCCAUGACUGGCACUGUGCUGUGUUGUACACAUAAUAACUUUGUACACCCAAUAACUUUCUAUAUCUUCGAGGUGGGAUCACCAAAUUCAUACUAGAGGUCCAUCUCCUGAAGGCACAGGUCAAGUUCGAAUAAGAGUCGAAUUUGAAUAAGGUCAAAGGUCAAUGAACUUUCCAUGACUGGCACUGUGCUGUGUUGUACACAUAAUAACUUUCUAUAUCUUCGAGGUGGGAUCACCAAAUUCAUACCAGAGGUCCAUCUUUUGAAGGUGCAGGUCAAGUUCAAAUGUGAGUUGAAUUUGAUUAAGGUCAAAGGUCAAUGAACUUUCCAUGACUGGCACUGUGCUUUGUUGUACACAUAAUAACUUUUUAUAUCUUCGAGGUAGGAUUGCCAAACUCGUAACAGAGGUCCAUCUAAGUCAUAUAGCAUACAUGUAGUUUUGACAUGCAGUCUCUUCAUGACUGCAAUAUGCAGGCGAGACAACGCUUGGCGUUUGCCUUGUUAUCAUCAUUAUUAUCACCCAUGUUGAUUCAUAACCUGUCAUAUCAGAUCUUAUCACCAGUGCACACUUUUGGUAGUUAACAUAUGUUAUGUUCCUCAUUUGCAGCAAUAUGAUAUGUGAUCCAUCUCAAAUGCACAAUACAAAUUGUCCUUGGUAAAGUAUAAAGGGUCAGCGGAAUCAGGGAAUAGGUUUGCUUCAGUCUCUUCCCCCAUUUUUUAUUAAACAAUACAUAUCUGUGAAAAUGACCAUCUGAUUGUGAUUUUAUGCAUAGUCAGGCCCCUCCCCCACCCCAAACAUUCAAAAUCAUUUCAUGCCCCCAGUAUAACAUGCACGAUUUAAAAAUUAGCCCACUGUUUUCUUUCCGAUUCUAAGCUCCAACCAGUCAUAACCAAUCAGUUAAUUAGACGUUACAGAGGCUCAUUGUCCAUAGUUAAAUGGUGGUUGCCAGUGAUGAUUAUAAGUGUUAUCCAUCACAGUUAGCAAUAAACACAAGGGGGGGUGCAGCCAUGACAAAAAGGUGUCACUAUGGGCAAGUAGAGUAACUUAGGUUGGUCAUUUUCAGAAUCUAUUGAUCUUGAUUUUUCCAUAUGCAUAAAGUAUUUUAUCAUAAUUGAAAUAGUUUAUGUAUUGACAUAUGUCUUGUAUCAUUGUGUUGAUAUGUUCUUCCAGGUGCACACUUAUCUUCUAAAAGUCAACAGUAAGCAUCAUAAGAAAAGAAAAUCCUGGAUGACAGCCUUUAAUACAUGUAGUGCACUUUAACCUUUGGCUGUUGUAACCAAGUAGUCCAUGUCUGUUUCUGUUUAUGGUAACUCCCGUGGGAACAUUUAGCUAUUGUAACCAAGUAGUCCAUGUCUGUUUAUGGUCACUCCCGUAGGAACUCGGCAGGACAGCUUUUUGCUGGUAAACGCCAAGCUGGUAUAUAACCAAUUACCUAGGAAACAUUUUACAUCUAGGUUACUAGUAAUCAGUCAUUGUGGCUGACGUUAUAGACGACAGAUUACUACUCUCCAGUCUUUUUAUCAAAGUGGAGACAAUGGCAGAUUCAAACUCACAAUCUUUCGAUUGUCCAACGCUCUAACCAAUGGACCACACGACCCGUGAUUUUGAAACCCAUGAGAAUUGCAGCAUUCAGUGGUCAAAAUUCAUUUCAAAUCCAUAAUCUGUAUACACAUGCAUUGCACAGGGGUGUGAGAGUUCAGAUUUUUAUCUGAUUUCAGAUUUUUUUUUUUUUUUCAGCUUAAUUUUUGGCCUUCCUCUGUACAAAAAGUAUGGGAGCUCUUUCUAUUUCAGACUUUUUCAACACUCUUCAGCUAUUUUCAGAUCUUUUUAUUUUUGACCACUCACACCCCUGAUUGCAAAUAAUUCCAUUAAGGUUUGAGUACGAUUAACAUAUCAUUGACAUUGUAUUUUUUUUAUAUUGGACCUGGAAUACUUGCACAAUUUUUAUUAGAGUUAUCCUAUAACAAUUUAUUGAAGAAAGUAGUUUCGUAGAAUUAAUGUGAUUAAGGAAGAAUGUAAAACCUCAGAAGUAAUUCUUUAUUAAAAGGAUUGCUCUUGAUAUAGAUGAUACAGAAUUUGACACUUUUCUUCUUUGCAUUGUUAUGUGAAUUGUGCAAAAGGACAGACAUGUUUUGAUUGUCUGUAGUUUGUUAUUAACUGUUUAUCAGUUGAAAGCUUCUAUAGGUUCUGUUGCCAUUAUUGUCGGUAGUUAAAUUAAUGAAGUUCUGAAAAGUUACUUCAUUCAAUUUGGGGGGCAAUCAAAACAUUUUUUUCAAGUGAUAUCAUCUGAAUAUGUUCUGUAUUACUCUGUAUUCAAACUCAAACUUUAUGAAUGAGCUCAUAUUGACUAGGUGUUUCCUGAACAGUGUGAAAAAGGUGCUAGAUAUAUUUUUUUUUUCAUAAGAAACUAGUCAUAUUUUCAGACAUUUAAGAUUUCACUGAUUUCUCGAAUAACCUGUUGUAAUUAAUAGUUCAUACAAAACAUUCGCCUUAAAUUUGUAAUAUUUCUGUUUGAGAAGUAUAUCAAUUUGUUGAUAUUGUAGAGGGUCCGGCUUUGUUUUCUUCCUUGUGUAUGCUCAGUAUUUAAAAGGGACUGGCAACUGCAUGACCCCAGUGAAGAAUGUUCCUUCUAAUUUAAGAAGACUACUAUUUUAGAAAAUGUGUCCCAUGUCGAGAAAUCAUCUCAUUUGGUUGUUGAACACUAAUUUUCUCUCAAGUUUUACAUGCCUUGAAAUUGUUACAAGUAUAUAUGCACUUUUAAGUAAAAGCAUACUAUUCAUAAUACUUUAUUGAUCGAUAUGCUCUUGCACCAUGUUGUUGAAAUCACUCAUAUCCCUUACAUACACUAGAUGGUCCCAUCUUUGAAUAUGUGUUUUAAAUUGUAAAUUCCCCCUUUCAGAUAUAACUCUUCAAAAUCACUUUGUCCGUUUUGCAUGGAGCCAAAACAAUAAUAUUUUGACAGGUGGAUAAAGCUUCUCAUAAAACUGAACACUGAUGUGUGCAGGUGAUUGAAUCAUGCCAUUAACUGUGCACUGUAUGAGAACAUUGAUUUUACACUUUUUUGUUGAUAAAAUAAUUCUUUGAUUAAAAUAUGCAUUUAUUAUAUGUCACAA
Messenger RNA from Lytechinus pictus (painted urchin), 7179 nucleotides. RefSeq names its product membralin-like. Gene Ontology annotation, biological process: response to endoplasmic reticulum stress; positive regulation of ERAD pathway. NCBI's taxonomy places the organism in Eukaryota, Metazoa, Echinodermata, Echinoidea, Temnopleuroida, Toxopneustidae. The transcript is spliced from 12 exons. Bases 243 to 2597 code for a protein of 784 amino acids. Gene Ontology annotation, cellular component: endoplasmic reticulum. The record is from RefSeq and is a predicted model, not a curated record.